AUGCUGCAGUAGUCAUCUCUUGAGCUUCAUUAUAUAUGCACGGGGCGGCGCUAAUGUGCGCCGCUCCGGACGGUCUAUUUAAGCGGACUUUGGCGGGCGGCUUUCCGCCAAGUCGACUUCCUCGGUCCGACGUUUACUUGAAGCGAUGGCGUUCGUCGCGGACGACAAGCUGAGCAACGAGAUAUUCUCCAUCCUGGAGAGCAAGUUCCUCUUCCCGCUCUCCUCCUCCGCCGCUACUUCUCCAGGAAUCCCGGAGGCUCCGCCUCGCGGCGCCGCGGCUGGAAGAGUCCGCGUCCUGUCGAUCGACGGUGGAGGGAACCCCUCCGACGGCCUCCUCGCCGCGGCCUCUCUUGCACGGAUGGAAUCCUCUUUACGCAGCCGUACAGGCGACGCCUCCGCCUGCAUCGCCGACUUCUUCGACCUCGCCGCGGGGUCCGGCGCGGGCGGUGUCCUCGUUGCGAUGCUCUUCGCCAGGGGCCACGAAGGCCGCCCCCUCUUCUCCGCCGCCGACGCCCUGCAGCUCCUCCUAGCCGAGAGCCGCCGCCGAAGCGGAGGGGUCUUCGGCUCCGCUUCCACGAGGAGGGGCCUCUUCCGGGGAUUAUUCGGUAGUCUACCGGGGGAUUUACUCCGGCAGAUCUUUGGGGAUUCGUCCCUGAGGGAGACGCUCAAGCCGGUACUGAUCCCCUGCUAUGACCUGGCCACAGGGGCGCCCUUCGUCUUCUCGCGAGCAGACGCCGUGGAGUCGGACGCGUACGACUUCCUCAUCCGAGAUGUGUGCGCGGCUACCUGCGCGGACGCUGUCGAGCUGCGGUCGGUGGAUGGGCGCACGCGGGUGUCGGCGGUGGGCGGAGGGGUGGCUCUGGCGAACCCCACAGCGGCAGCCAUCACCCACGUGCUACACAACAAGCAGGAGUUUCCUUUGGCGGUCGGAGUCGAGGACAUCAUGGUCGUGUCGCUGGGGGCUUCCAGUGCCGCUAAUUUUUCCCUGAAGGGAAAGUCACAGAUCCGAAGGAUCGCCGUCGACGGUGCCGCUGAUACGGUAGAUCAAUCAGUGUCGACGGCAUUUGGAGGACUGAGAACGAGCAACUACGUUCGCAUCCAGGCGAAUGGAUUCACGUCCGGUGGCGGCACGCCGAAGACGAUGAUGGAAGCGAUCGAUGAGAUUUUGUCGCAGAGGAACGUGGAGUCGUCGCUAUUUAGAGGGAAGAAGAUCUCGGAGCAGACCAAGGCUGAGACGCUCGAGUGGUCCGCCGGCGAGCUGGUGAAGGAGGAAGAGCAGAGGUGGAAGAGCUCGAUUCCCACGGUGAUGGUGAAGCAAAUGGUGACGCCGAGAACGUCGUCGGCGACGACGGCGUCGAGCACAUCUCGAUGGCCCUAAAAUAAUUACAAUUUAACCGAAGAAGUGAGAAAAUUGAGUGGAUAUUGAUUAAAUU
Molecule: messenger RNA, 1433 nt
Organism: Zingiber officinale
Lineage: Eukaryota; Viridiplantae; Streptophyta; Magnoliopsida; Zingiberales; Zingiberaceae
Product: patatin-like protein 3
Exons: 3
Coding region: 146-1378 (410 amino acids)
Biological process (GO): lipid metabolic process
Source: RefSeq, a predicted model, not a curated record